AUGGUCUUCUUCACUUCACUGCCCAUCGGUGUGGUGGGCGUCAUGGACCAGGACGUCAAGGCCGUCUACCGCCUGCGCUACCCGCAGCUCUACAAGCAGGUGGGUGGGCACCGGGGCCAGCGCAACGAGUACUUCUCGGUGCUGAACGUGGCGAGCUGGAUGGUGAACGGGCUGGUGCAGGCAGGCAUCAUCUUCACGCUCACGCUGCUGCCCUUCGCCCUCGUGCCCGACCGCAGCAGCGGGCUCAUCCUGGACCUCACGGCCAUCGGUACCAUCAUGUAUGCCGCCGUUGUCACCACCGUCAACCUUGAACUCGGCUCCAACGUGCAGUAUUGGAACGCACUGCAUUUCAUCACCAUAUUCGGCUCCAUCCUCUUCUUCUUCGUCCUCAUGACGGUCGGCAGCUACCUGCCCGCCAAGUGGGUGGGCAAUCUGGUGGGUGUGGCCGCGCAGCUGCUGCCCGCCGCCAGCUUCUGGCUCAACCUGCUGCUCGCCGUGGUGGCCGCCAUGCUGCCCUCCUACGCUAUCCGCGGGAUGUGGAGGCAUGUAUGCCCAGGUGACCAUGAGGUGGUGCAGGAGAUUGAGCGCAGAGAGAGGCGGCGACGGCUGAUGCGGCUCUCCACCAUGGCACGCCACAUGUGCGCCGGUGCACCGCUGGUGACCAAUCACGGCGCGAGUGGCGCUGCUGACGUGGAGAGGUCGGCUCAUGGCUCUGCUGGUAGCGAUGACAGUGGGGAGGGGAAGGGGAAGGGGAAAAAGAAGGGGGUGGGUGGGGUGGGGAACGGGGUUGUGGGAGAGUACCAGGUGGCAGCAGAGCAGGGUCCGAGUGUGGCUGAGGAGUUGAGACACAGACACAGCAGCAGCAGAGACACUCAGCAGUAA
Molecule: messenger RNA, 882 nt
Organism: Closterium sp. NIES-65
Lineage: Eukaryota; Viridiplantae; Streptophyta; Zygnematophyceae; Desmidiales; Closteriaceae
Source: the annotation of a GenBank genome assembly